GUCCUCAUGCUGCGGGGUUCGAGUCCGUUCGGCUGGUCCAGCGGUUAUCCUGAAUCGCUUCGCUCCAGCGUCACGGCUCUGGAUGACGCAUCCUCGGAUCUGUCGGGUUUAUCCAGACCCAGUGCUAAAUCAAUAUACAAUCAGAGGAAAGAAUAUGCCGACUCCAUCAACAGACAGAUGCAUCAGUUCCAGCACCGAGUGGAGCAUCUGUUCACCUGUGAGCUGGACGGCCAGCAGCUGAGUGAUGUGAACGACUGUCUAGAGCGGCUGAAGUAUCUGGACGCUACGGGCCGAGUGUGGGGUCAGGACGUCCUGCUGGAGGUGCGGGACGGAGCGCUGCUGCUCGCCGACAUCGAGACCCAGGAGGUGUUGGAGUCGUGGCCUCUGAGCAGCGUUCUGGAUCUGAAGGCCGUUCUAGGCGAGAGAGUUUACGACUCUCUGCUGAUCGUCUGCAUUCAGGAGCGCGGUAGUCGCGCAGUCAGCGUCUUCCUCUUCCAGAGCGAGUCUCUCAGGGCUGAUUAUCUGAAGAAAGGCCUGGAGCGGCUCCUGCAGAACAAGAGAGACGAUCACAGACUGACUAACUCCAGUAAAGCCGCUGUUGGAAACGUCACACGGAGAAACUCACGACAAGCAUCUUCUCCACCUCAGCUGAUCCUUCAGAAACCACCCGAACCCUGGGCCGCUCCGGAUUAUGAUGAGAGUCCGGUCCCGCCUCCUCCCGCCUCCAGAAAUAACUCCACCUACAUUAAGGUAGUGGCUCCGCCCCCUCACACAGAAGAACCGCCCAUUAUACCGGACCCGCCCCCUCCGCGGCCGUACACGGAGAGGGAGAGGAAUGUGGACAUCCUGAAUCACCUCAUUAAUGACAUCGAGGCCUUCGCAGGCCGACUGACAGCCGUCGCGUCAAAGAUGGACAAGAAGAAAAAGAAGAAGAAGCAUAAGGCUGUGAAGGGAAUGCCGUCAGAGGAGCAGUUCUCCGUCUGUCUGAGGAAAAUCAAGAUGGCCUUUAACCUGCUGGCCAGCCUGCAGGGGAAGAUUAACAAUCCCAGCGCCGCUGAACUCGUUCACUGUCUGUUCUCUAUACUGGAUCUGGUUGUGUUUCACUGUAAUGAGGAUCUCCCUCCAUCUAUCGUGGCUCCUCUCUUUGAGCCGGAGUGUGUGAUUUUUCUGAGCGAAGAGGCGACGCCGGAGGAGGAUCAUCUGUGGCAGUCGCUGGGAGAUGCCUGGAACAUUCCCAGCACUAAGUGGCCGGAGGAUGAUGAUGAUAUUCCCACCUUCACGCCGUUGUUUGAUGACGGAUGGGAGCCGCCAGCCAUCAGAAACCCAGAGCCAAGCGUCACAAACACGAAUGCUAACACAAGCAAACGAGAGCCAGCUCGAGUGCCUGUGACACGACAAAUGAGCAACAGACUGCCGCCGGAGCCUGAGGACAGUUUAGAGGAGUUACCGGUGAGCUUCAUGAGAGCUGUGUUUGAUUUCACAGCACGAAACCCACGAGAGCUUUCCAUCUGUAAAGGUGAACAACUACAGUUGUUGGACAUGUCUAAACAGUGGUGGAAGGUGAAGAAUGAAAAAGGCCAGAUCGGUUACGUCCCAAACAACAUGCUCCAGCCUCCGCAGCAGCAGGACAAACCUGAAACCCCAUCUGUGCCCACACUCACCCGAAAAUCACGACCCGAGGAGGUGCGGGCCUGGCUGGAGCACAAGGGCUUCAGCAAAAUUACGGUGCGGUGUUUAGGAGGCGUCAGCGGCUCGAUGCUGCUGGGAAUGACGCGUGACGAGCUCAAGACCGUCUGUCCGGAGGAGGGAGGACGCGUCUUCUACCAGCUGCAGAACAUCAAAUCAGCCCUGGCGAUGGCCAGUGAAGUGAGGCCGAUGAUCUGAGCCACAACCAGAUGCUGAAGAAAAUGACGCUAAAUAACUAAAUAUGUAUGCUAUUUCUGCAUUCCGGUUCCGUUUGGACGUUUUAUAAAAUGGU
This is a messenger RNA of Sinocyclocheilus grahami, 1978 nucleotides long. Its product is annotated as epidermal growth factor receptor kinase substrate 8-like protein 3. Gene Ontology annotation, molecular function: actin binding. The record is from RefSeq and is a predicted model, not a curated record. NCBI's taxonomy places the organism in Eukaryota, Metazoa, Chordata, Actinopteri, Cypriniformes, Cyprinidae. Gene Ontology annotation, cellular component: ruffle membrane; vesicle; plasma membrane. Bases 7 to 1884 code for a protein of 625 amino acids. The transcript is spliced from 19 exons. Gene Ontology annotation, biological process: Rho protein signal transduction; positive regulation of ruffle assembly; regulation of Rho protein signal transduction.